AUGGCUGUUGAUGAAAAGUGGUAUUUUACAAAAGAACAACUUUUACAAUCUCCUAGCAGAAAAUCUGGAUACGAUGUCGAUAAAGAAUUAUCAUGUAGGCAACAAGCUGCAAAUUUUAUUCAAGAUAUGGGUCAAAGACUGCAAGUAUCACAAUUGUGUAUUAACACAGCAAUAGUUUAUAUGCAUAGGUUUUAUGUUUUUCAUUCCCUAGCUGCAUUUCAUCGAAAUGCAAUUGCAGCUGCUGCUCUUUUUCUAGCUGCAAAAGUAGAAGAGCAGCCUAGGAAAUUAGAACAUGUAAUUAAAGUAGCUCAUUUAUGUUUACAUAGGGAUAAUCCCUCUUUAGAUACUAAAUCUGAGUCAUACCUAGAACAAGCCCAAGAUCUUGUAUUUAAUGAAAAUGUUUUGUUACAAACCUUGGGUUUCGAUGUUGCUAUUGAUCAUCCACACACUCAUGUAGUGAGAUGUUGCCAUCUUGUUAGAGCAAGCAAAGACUUAGCACAAACUUCAUAUUUUAUGGCUUCAAAUAGUCUUCAUUUAACUACAAUGUGCCUCCAAUAUAAGCCUACAGUUGUGGCUUGCUUUUGCAUCCACCUGGCUUGCAAGUGGUCUAAUUGGGAGAUUCCUAGGUCUAAUGAAGGAAAAGACUGGUUUUGGUAUAUCGAUAAAACAGUUACUAUAGAUUUAUUAGAACAACUUACUGCUGAAUUUUUAGCAAUUUUAGACAAAUGUCCCACAAAAUUAAAAAGAAAAAUGAUGUCUAUGAAUCAAAACAAUACGCCUGGGUUCAACACUCAACAAUCUGUGCCUCGGGAUCGAUUACAAUUUGAUGAACCUAGGAAAUUAACUGGUGCUGAAGGAAUUAAACCCCCAGAAGGAUUAUUUGCCGUUCAAAAAUCUAGUUCUCAGUCUUCGAGUGACAAACCUAGUACGUCAGCACCGUCUGCUCCUCCGGCUCAUGCACACCAUCAAAAAAUUGACUACAGAGAAUAUAGAGAAAAGAAAGAGCGUGAGAGAAUGGAGCGAGAAAAACAACAACAACAGCAUCAAAGCACAUCUAAUAAUCAUCAUCAUCAUCAUAGUAAAGCGAAUAUUAUGCCAAAUAAAUCUCACGGAAAUGUGCAAUCGAGAACUUCAAGUGGGAGUGCGCCAACACAUAAAAGUUACCAACAACCAGCAUCUCAUGGAAUGCAACAGAAUAUUCAUUUUCAGGGUUUAAAGGAAAAUCGUGACUCGAAUCCUCAGGGUUUUCCUUCGACGGGUGCAAAGGAUAGCAAUUAUUUAAAACAGCACCCACCUCAUACGGAUCGGGAAGGAAGUAGUAAAGACAAUGUUUCUUUUCACGGACAGUAUUCACAAAGUUCAAAUAUACAAAAUCAGGGUUAUGCUCACAAGACGGAAUCCAAUUAUUCUGGAAAUUACCUUCACCGCGAGGGAAGUCGAGGAAGUCACGGCGUUCAGGGAAGCAGUAGUUCAAACAUACCUCAACCUCAUCACAAUCAAAAUCAAAUGAUUGGAAACAGUGGUGUGAACAUUUCUAGUAAUCAAAAAGAUUAUUUAAUUAGUAAUCAGAGAGACGUAAUCAAUAGUAAAGAUAUUGAAUCCCAAUUGCUUACGAAAGAUUCGACAUCUUCGAGUAUACGAGAUAUAAUUAGUCAGUCUGUUUCACAAAAGGAUUCACAUUCCAUGACAAACGAUAGGAAAGAACACAUGCGAGAGAAAUCGCGAAUGAACUACGUUCACGGCGGGUCAUCGACCUCCAAUUACAGACCGGAAAGCAUCAAGUCCGGACGGGAACAAACAAUGUUGAAUUUCCACGAGUCUGGUGAGAAAAAAAUGGACGAUUUUGCGUCAAAGAUAAAAGAUAAACCAAUUAAAAAAGAAGAUGAAUCUGUGAUAGAUACCAUAAAUAAUAAAAUGGAACCUAUCCAUGUAAAAACGGAAAAAUUUGACGAGACUGACGUAGGAGAUGAUGGUUCUUGGAGUUUAUCAAAUGUUAAAAGUGAAAAAAUAAAUGUGCCUGUUAAUGUAAAAACUGAAUUAAAUUUAGGUAAAAAUGAAUUAAGUGUCGAUAUAAACAAAACGGAAUCCCUGAAUACGAUGAACGCUGAAGUAAAUAAGUCGCAAUCUAUGCAUCCCGGUAAAAUAUACGAUUCUAAAUAUAAAACUCAUCAUUAUCAUUCGAAUAGUAAAAAUAGUGAUAUUCCUCAAAUGAAAGGGGAAAAACCGAGUGCCCAAAGUUCUAGUGAUAUACACAAAAAAUUUAGUGAUAGGAGUCAUGAAAAGCAUAGAAAAGUUCAGGAACUCGAACGAAUGCCUUAUGCUCAUGACGGAAGCGGAAACUCGAACGAAGUUUCAAAAUUUCACAAAAUGACUAAAGAAAUAAACGACAAGAGUAAAAUUCUACUACCGAAUCAUCAGCACGGAGAUCAAAGAUUCCAGAAAAUGAAAUCGUCGACGACUCGGCCGCCUAAUUUAAAUUUCGUAAAAACGGAAUCCGGACAUUUUAGUUUAGACGGAAAUUCAAAUGCCGUAGUUAACCCCAAUGAAAGAAACGAAGGUUCGAACUUGAAAUCGCUCAAACCCAUCAUCGGAACGGAUGAAACAACAAACAAAAACGCUGGUGGGGUUUUCUCCAAGUCAAAAAGUCACGACUACGGGACUGCUUCCGGUUUACCCAAUUUACAAGACACGAGUCAAAGUAAAAGUAACAAGACGUCCAGUAUAUUCAGCCCCGACAGUAAAAUACCUCCUCAUAAUAUUUUAAGUAGCCUUGAAAAAGAUACGAAGAAAAAUAGUUCUUCUUCGACUCAUCGUAGUCACUCUUUGAAUAAAUCUCCCUCGAAUUCAUCUCUUUCGAAAAAAAACGUGCCUACAACAAUUAUAGGAACGGCCACUGCCUCUUCAUCGACAACAUCAUUAUCAUCAUCAUCAUCAUCAUCAUCAUCGACCACAGGUUCAUUGUUUAGUCCUCCUCUUCCGAAAAACGUUCCGUCCAUUCCGCCCAGACACCGUACUCCAAGCAGUGGAUCCGAACCGGAACUGAUUCCCGUUUUGAAUAAAAUAGAAGAAACUCCCGGAUAUGAGAAUAUAAUUCGGGAGAGAAAAGUCGCGUUGACUCCAACUAACGAAAUUUUGCAUGGUGCAGAAAAAGAAAAAAAAUUGACAGUUUUAAAUGAUAAGAAUGAUAAUGGUAAUACGAAUACAUUUAUGUACAGUUCCGACCACAAAUCAAAUAGUAAAGAUAGUAAAUUAAUAAACGACAGUAAAACGAAUUCAGUGAAAAGUGAAGCAAUUGUGCAACCCAUUGUGACUAAAUCAGGGGUUAACGUUAAAUAUUCAAACGAAAUACGAAGUGAUUUAGGUGCGGUUAUUUAUCCUACCAAUCCAAAAUCUCUUCCCACGUCUAAAUCGUCGCAAGGAUUUCCCCUCACCGAAACGAAACACUCUUUGUCCGAAUCAGUUUCGACCGUCAAUUUGCUCGGUAUUGAAAAAAUGGUGGACACGAGUAUUUCUCCCGCCAAGCAAACGAAUCAGUUUUUACCGGGUCCGCCCAAAUCCAAUGGCGGACAUUUAAACGUCGUCGGAAAUUCUUCCGGAAGCAGCAUGUUCGGAUCGUCGUCUACGUCAUCUCUCGUAGAUCAAUCCGAUAAAUCAGUGGACCAAAAUUCUUCCAAAUCGAAUAAUUCGAUUACGAAUCAAGAAACGAUAGAAGUGGACGUUCUCAAGUACUCGGAUAAUAAAAAGCGAGCGGAGAAAAAGAAGAAAAAAGAAAAGCACAAGCACAAGGAAAAAGACAAGGACAAAUCGGAAAAGAAAAAAGAAAAGAAAAAGCACAAGGUGAAAGAUAGGGAAAAAUCAAAGGAAAGGGAGAAAUACAGAGAAAAAGAAAAGUAUAAGGAUAAGGAAAAGCACAAGGAAAAGGAAAUCGAUGUCGUGAGUUCGGAGAUUCCUAUUAAAAUAACGAUACCCAAAGAUAAAAUAUCUGGUAGUUUAAAAUUUAAAAUAUCUAAAGAUUGUCUUCAAAAAAAAGAUGAAACUGAUUCUCUCAAAUCGAACAGUAGUGGUGAACUUAAAAUAAAAAUAAGCAAAGAUGUUAUUAGCAGUAUAGGUGGUUAUAAGGAAGAGUCGAUAACAAAGAGUGAUACGAAAAAGAGAGACAGGAGUCCAAAAUCUACGAGCGAUCUCCUCCCGCAUUCAAAGCUAAUGAAAAUAACAACCGACAAGAAAUCUUCAUCAUCGAGUUCGUCGAGUUCUUUGAAAUCCAACGGGACAGAAGGACCGUCCAGAAAUUCAAGUUCGCACAGAUUUUCGGUAAGUGAAAAUGGCUCUUGUUUUGAUAUUUCCAGCCUUUAUGAUUUACCUUUUGACUUUGAAGAAAACGGCCAGGGUAUUAUAAAAACUCCGGAUUAUGAUUUCGAAGCAUUAAAUGCUUCGGAAUUCGAACAAGAUUUUAAUACCUCGCCGACGACGACGACGACGACGGUUAAAGAAACCGAAGAGUGUGAUAAGAACAGCCAGAAUGAGUUUAAAAAAAAAAAUAACGAAAGCGAACGUGUCGCCAUAAGCGAACUCGUGGGAAAUUCGAAAAAAAAAAAAAAAAAAAAAAACUCGUCGGAACUCCGCGAGAGUUGCGAUGUCGAUGAUGUCGAUGACGUUUCUUGUGGCGACAUUGCCAAUGACAUUAUUUUAAAACCUGUUUCACCCCUUAACGAAAUUCAUUCUCCCAAAGCACGGUCGCAUUCAAAAACGGACUUAUCCAAUUUCAGUGACCUAAUCAAUAGAAAUCCUAGUCCGAUGUCGAAAAGUCAUUCUUCUCUUUGUGUAAAGGACGACAAAUUAUCGGAAGCGAAAUGUGAUGAACGCGCCAACAAAACAGAUCAAGUCAUUUCUUUGGAAAAUUGUGAUGUACUUAAAAAUUAUAAAAUAAUACUCGAUAAUCAUUCGAAGCGAUGCGAAACGGAAGAAGUUUCUCCGGUGAGUCCCGAAGAAGAAGAAAACGUUAUUAUUACCCGUGAAACCCGUGAAUGCAGCAAUGACGAUAACAAUAAUAAAAACGCCGCGUACACGUCCUCCUCUCACAACGUAACCCCCCCUCCUCCACCGUCGAGCAAACAAGUAGAAAAAACAUUGACGAAAUCGAACAAAAUAUCUUCGGACACUUUGGAAAAUCCAAAUUAUUACAAUAAGUACUUUAAAAAAGACGGGGGGUCUAGAAUACGCGGAAAAGACGAUAAGAGAACAGUAAAGGGACGAGUAGAUGAUAAGGCUAGGUUUGAUGAAAGGCAAAGGUUUUACGAGAGUACGAGAAGGUACAACAGUAGAGCGGAUUUUAACGAGGGUGGUAGAGAACGAAGAGACGACCGAAGGUUUUUCAAAGAAUAUCGGGAUUACCAAAACAAAGACUCGUCGCAGUACUAUUUCGAAAGGAAAGAUGAAAGGAGGUACGAUUCGUAUUCCGGAUAUUCGUCGAAUCAAUACUUUACGAAUCCGAAACAGCAACCGGAAACGAACAUGAGCAAAAUGAACUACAAUGACGUGAAUGCAAACGGCAGCGGCGGCGGCAGCGUCGGCGCUUCGACGGUGUUUCAAACUUGCUCACAAACGAAACCGACUCCUCCGCAAUUCUCAUCGCAAAUAUGCGAUCCUUCUUCCGUGACCGGAAAUCCCGAUUUAAACGGGAUUCAAUACCAAUACGGUUACUACAAUAAUUACGUGUAUCCCAACAGCGGAUAUAGAUUCUACGGAAACGUGCCUUUCAUUAACAUGUCGCUCAUACAGCAACAGCCCAUGCCACCCGGAACCGGUGAUUCGGUUGGAAAUUCCGACGCUCCUCCACUACCGCUAGAACCUCCACCCGAUUUACCACCUCCGCCGGAAACUCCUCCGCCUCCUCCCAAAUAG
Pediculus humanus corporis (human body louse) is the source of this 5901-nucleotide messenger RNA. Its product is annotated as cyclin t, putative. Gene Ontology annotation, biological process: positive regulation of DNA-templated transcription, elongation; regulation of transcription by RNA polymerase II. NCBI's taxonomy places the organism in Eukaryota, Metazoa, Arthropoda, Insecta, Psocodea, Pediculidae. Gene Ontology annotation, cellular component: cyclin/CDK positive transcription elongation factor complex; nucleus. The coding region runs from base 1 to 5901 and encodes 1966 amino acids. The record is from RefSeq and is a predicted model, not a curated record. The transcript is spliced from 7 exons. Gene Ontology annotation, molecular function: cyclin-dependent protein serine/threonine kinase activator activity.